CAGACACUGAAUUUUGGGAUAAGAUGCAAGCUGAAUGGGAAGAAAUGGCAAGACGGAAUUGGAUUUCUGACAGUUCAAACUGUUCAAACCAGACUGGAACUUCAUCUAGAGAAACGGGUUAUUAUUUCACACAUGGAUAAUCCAUUUAGGGAAUGUUCUGCGGCCUUUGAAGAAGGUAUGAAGAAAUUUAAAGAAGGAGAUUUGCCUUUGACAGUUUUAUACCUGGAAGCUGCCAUUUUGCAAGACCCAAAUGAUGCUGAGGCUUGGCAGUACCUUGGUAUCACUCAAGCAGAGAAUGAAAAUGAACAGUCUGCUAUUGUCUCUCUACAGAGGUGCUUACAGCUACAACCAAAUAAUUUAAAAGCACUCAUGGCCUUGGCUGUCAGCUAUACCAAUAUAGGGCAUCAGCAAGAUGCAUACGAGGCUCUGAAAACAUGGAUUAAGCAGAAUCCCAGAUAUAAGUUUCUAGUGAAGAAAUCUGAAUCUCCAGCAUUGACCAGGAGAAUGUCAAAACCAUUUUGUGAAAGUGCUUCCUUGGAAGAAGUGAAGGAUUUGUAUCUAGAGGCAGCACAUCAGAAUGGGGACUUAAUAGACCCAGACUUGCAGACUGGACUCGGAGUUCUGUUUAACCUAAGUGGGGAGUUUGAUAGAGCUGUAGAUGCCUUCAACUCUGCCUUAAUGGUCCGGCCUGAUGACUACUCACUAUGGAACCGCCUGGGUGCAACGUUAGCCAAUGGAGAUAAAAGUGAAGAAGCAGUAGAGGCCUAUUCAAAAGCCCUGGAGAUACAGCCAGGAUUUAUUAGGUCCAGAUAUAAUUUAGGAAUAAGCUGCAUUAACCUUGGAGCAUACAGAGAGGCUGUUAGUAACUUCCUUACAGCCCUAAGCCUGCAGAGGAAAAGCAGGACUCAGCUGCAGUCUCUUCACCCAGUCAUCUCAGGCAAUAUUUGGGCUGCACUCAGAAUAGCUCUUUCUAUGAUGGACCAGCCAGAUCUGUUUCAUGCUGCCAAUGUGGGAGACCUGGAUGUUUUAUUGAGAGCCCUUUUAAAAUAG
This is a messenger RNA of Staurois parvus, 1050 nucleotides long. The record is from the annotation of a GenBank genome assembly. Lineage: Eukaryota; Metazoa; Chordata; Amphibia; Anura; Ranidae.